AUAGUUUCAAUAAACAUGUACGAUCCCUGCAAUACUCCCGACGGACAGAACGGCAUUUGCGUUGACUACACGGAAUGUGGCAUCAUUAUGCAGCUAUUAGAACAAAACGCGAAGAAACAGGAUCCGGCUAUAGAGAAAUACGUUCUUCUAAGCAUCUGUGGAGAUCAAGAUCGAUCAAGAUUGGUUUGCUGUUCAGCUUUAAGGUUUUCACAAAGAACCACUGCUACAUCCGGAAUAUUCUUUUUCACCCCGAAGCCUUCAACGACAACUGCGGGUGGAAGCACCUUAACCAUAACUGAUAGACCGGAACGAACAACCACUAUUUUGCGACCGCUGGGACCAUACAGACUUCCCACGAAUGCUAUCGAUCGUUGCGGAAUGUCCAAUGCUUCGCAUUCACGUGUUGUUGGAGGAAUGAAUGCCCAACCUGGCGCAUGGCCUUGGAUGGCUGCAUUGGGAUACCGUGCCAGUAGUUUCGACCUCACUACGGGACCCAAAUUUCUGUGUGGAGGAGCAUUAAUCACGGUUAGACACGUGCUCACUGCUGCCCAUUGCGUACAAAACUCACUUUACUUCGUUCGGCUUGGUGAGCAUGAUAUCACUUCCAGCAACGAUCCUGUCAAUCCUGUUGACAUAUACAUCGCAAACACAAUUAUGCAUGAGCAAUACAACGAAAAAACCAUCCAAAAUGAUGUUGCGCUCAUUCGCAUGCUGCAAAGUGCUCCUCUCUCGGAAAUGAUUAAACCCAUCUGCCUGCCGGUGGAGAACACACGCGACUGGACUUACUAUUCACCGUUCGUUGCUGGCUGGGGUACGACGUCAUUUCGAGGCCCAACAUCAAAUGUACUACAGGAAGUUCAAGUUGUAGUUUUGCCAACGGACCAAUGCGCCUUCAACUAUAGGUUGUAUUUUCCCGACCAAGUAUUCGAUGCCAAAGUACUCUGUGCUGGAUUUCCCCAAGGGGGAAAAGAUUCUUGUCAAGGUGACAGCGGAGGGCCGCUGAUGUUGCCCCAGCUUGCGUCGAACGGUCAGUACUACUAUUUCAACCUGAUUGGAAUCGUUUCAUACGGAUACGAGUGCGCGAAAGCCGGCUUCCCAGGAGUGUACGUGAAUGUUAGUGCAUACAUUUCGUGGAUCGAGUCUAAACUGAAUACGCGGAAGAACGUUUCGCACUGUUCGGCAGUGAUUUUUCGCGUGAUAUCGAAACGAACAAAAAAAACGGAUAGUUCAAACAAAUCGUUGUGUGAAAAGUGGAAGCACAAAAGAAUAGUGAUGCGGCUUUUUACAUUGGCGAUUAGUUUUGCGCUGCUUGUGUACAAAGUGUAUUCGCAAGCUCAAUCAUGCUAUACACCUAAUAGAGCCAUUGGAGUUUGCCAAGCUCUACCCUAUUGCCCAUCAUUAGUCCGGCUAUAUCAGUAUGAUCGCUCGAGACAAACCGUAGAUUUCUUGGUUGCAUCACAGCGGAGUUGUGGCAACCGUGUUGCUGAAAAUUAUCCCGUACUUUGUUGUACUGACGGAGUGCGUUAUAACCAAAAUCCAACCACUAGAUCUCCGUUUAUUGAAGUACCAACUACCACCACUACAACAACGACGACGACUACAACUACCACACCCAAACCCACUACGACCAUCGCUCCUGUUGUAACACAACCAACUCGUCGAUCGGAUUGCACCGGUCCGGACAGAAGACCAGGAAAUUGUAUAAGUUUGCGCGAGUGCCCCUCACUGUUGGAUGAAUUUCUGCUCCGCCAAAAAGAACCUCAAUUCGUCAAAUUUAUCCAGGAUUCCAACGCAGUUUGUCAAUACGUGCAGCCCAAUGUGUGUUGUCCUCUUCAGGGCUCGGGUGGGACCGUGAUCCCAGCACCACCUCUACCGCCACCGCCUUCUCCGCCACCAGUUGCUCCCGAAGUAUCACCGAAGCCUAAAAACACUGAAUCGUACAGACUCUUGACACCCGACGAGGGCUGCGGCAAUAGUACUGUCGAACACACCCGCAUUGUUGGAGGUGGUCCGGCUUUCAUACAUGGUUGGCCGUGGAUGGCACUGAUUGGGUAUAAAAAUACGCUCGAUGAAGUUUCGUUUAAGUGCGGGGGGUCGUUAAUUACCAAGCGUCAUAUUUUGACAGCGGCCCAUUGCAUUCGCAAAGAUCUUUUCUCCGUUCGUCUUGGCGAGCAUGAUACAUCCACUGAUACAGAAGCUAGACAUGUUGAUAUUCAGGUUGUGAAGAUGGAGACGCACCCUGCGUAUGACAAGAAGGACGGACAUUCGGAUAUUGCGGUGCUUUAUCUUGAUGAGGACGUCGAGUUUAAUCGUGCGGUGCGCCCAGUAUGUGUACCUGUGAAUGAACCCGUGAGAAGUCGAAACCAUGCGGGAUACACUCCGUUUGUGGCCGGCUGGGGACGAACCCAGGAAGGGGGCACAUCAGCAAACAUUCUACAAGAACUGCAAGUUACCGUCAUACCGAAUGAUCAAUGUCGCGGAUUGUAUGCCAAAAUGGGGAAGGCUUUCAGCGAAAAACAAUUCAACGAUCAGGUGAUGUGUGCUGGCGAAUUAAAGGGUGGGAAGGACUCUUGCCAAGGUGAUAGUGGAGGUCCACUGAUGUUGCCAGAGCGUGUUGGUCUUGAUCAAAUCUACUACCAAGUUGGCGUUGUGUCCUACGGAAUAGGUUGUGCCCGAGCGGAUGUUCCUGGUGUGUAUACACGAGUGGCGCAGUUCGCCGAUUGGAUCCAGGAGAAAGUUAGUGAACCAUUUUAGGGGGUAAUGUGAUUUGUUGGUAAUAAAACGAUAUUUAUAGCUUUGUUGUA
Molecule: messenger RNA, 2804 nt
Organism: Toxorhynchites rutilus septentrionalis
Lineage: Eukaryota; Metazoa; Arthropoda; Insecta; Diptera; Culicidae
Exons: 10
Coding region: 16-2754 (912 amino acids)
Biological process (GO): proteolysis
Molecular function (GO): serine-type endopeptidase activity
Source: RefSeq, a predicted model, not a curated record